Messenger RNA from Aegilops tauschii subsp. strangulata, 699 nucleotides. NCBI's taxonomy places the organism in Eukaryota, Viridiplantae, Streptophyta, Magnoliopsida, Poales, Poaceae. The record is from RefSeq and is a predicted model, not a curated record.
AUGGCCACCCAGCAACUGAAGGACAAGGUAGAAGAACUGCGCUCUUGGUAUAACGCCCGAUCCCGUGAACUCGGGAAUCAGGAGGAAAAAAUGGCGGCUGUGGCAGGGAAAGCAAGAACUCGUGAUGCCAAGCUGACGGAGCAGGAAGCACAGCUCAACGCCAAGGCCAAAGAUCUUGCCGCUCGCGAGCAGGCUCUGCGUACCAAGGAUCUGGAGGACAGCCAGAAGAAGGCCAUCGACUCGCAGGCUCAGGACGCGGCAGCCAAACUCAAGGAGGUCACUAACAACCUUGCCGCAGCUUCCGAAGCUAAAACAGGUCUUGAGAUCCGAAUGGGGAAGCUGGAGGAAGAGCUUGCCGGGAACAAGAAGGAGAUCGAGGCCCUUCGGGAAGAAGCGCGGAAGGCAGCCUCCACACUAGAGGGGCUGCAAUCACAGCUUUCAUCCAAGGACCAAGAUCUGAAUACUGCCUCCAGCACCAUUGAGGAUUUGAACGCCAAGCUCGCCACCCUUGAGAAGGAUCUUGAACAGGCCAAGGACCAAGAAAGGGUCUUGACGGAAGAAUUCAAUACCUCUAGAAAUCUCCGGAAGGACGCAGAGCUCAAGGACCAGGUCGAUCUGUACAACCUCUGGUCGAAGAGCUCGACGAAUAUUGCUGAGCGUAUCUCCUCCCAGAUCGCCAAGAUGAACAUGGAGUGCUAG